UUACGAAAGCAAAACACACGUGAGGUUGUAAACAAACGAGUGGACGAGGGCAGUCAGUGAUAUGAUGGGCCGUUACUUCCACUUGGCAGUGUUUGCCAAUGUCCUGUGUUUGUGUCAAAGCUACACCCUGAGGAGCUCGGUAUCCUGGGUCGUCUCCUCCAACGAUGUGGUGGAGGACGCGGACCUGUCGGAUGAGGUCGCCCCGGCUUUGCUGGUGGACGGUGCGGGGCUGUGGAAGCAGGCUUAUCCGUCCUCGAACGUCCUCGGAGACAGCGUGGAGAGCCCGGGAGAGCUAGUCAAGCAGGACAACGAGAAUAUGGCGCAGAUCUCAUCUCGCCUGUUUUCAUAUCGGCUGGAGAAGGUGAAGAAGUCCGGAAGCAGCAGUCCUCCUCCGCACCAAGAGACCGCCAGGACUGCUAGAUACAUAGCUCAUUACAGUGACUGGGGACAUCUGUCCACCAUUUCAACUCAAGACAAGAUCAAAGGUCUCCCCUUUGGGAACAUCUUCUCAGUCAGUGAUGGACCAUUGGACAACAGCACUGGAGUCAUCUAUUUUUAUGUGACUCCAAUGGACAACACUGUAUCAGACCUGAAUAGUAACCCCUACGCUUCUCUCACAUUCUCAGAGGCUGAGGGAGAAUUCUGCAGGCAAAUGGUGUAUGAGGCAGAAGAUCCAAGAUGUGCUCGACUCACACUAACAGGCAAGAUGGUGGAGGUAGCCCCAGAGGAGCUCAUGUUUGCAAAGGAGGCAAUGUUUUCAAGACAUCCUGCUAUGGCGAAGUGGCCAGUGGGACACAAGUGGUUCUUCAUGAAGUUGGAGUUGAUCCAGGUCUGGCUGCAGGACUGGAUCGGAGGCAUAUCGCUGAUUCCACUGGAGGACUACUUUAAAGCUACGCCUUUCUGAGAACUUCCCUUUUUCUGCAUCAUGUUAGCCUGUACAGAUCAGUUCCUCUGUCCACACCACAGACGUCACGCUGAUAAAGGCCAAGAAUGUGUGAAGAAGCAAUGUGCAAAGAAUAUUUUUACUUAUUCAAAGUUCUGUUCACUUUCACAAAUCUUAAUUUGUGAAAGUGGUUUUUUCUUCACUUAUUCUCUUUUGCCUUGCAAAAUCAAUUUUCUGUGUUUGGUGUGUGAAUGUAUUAAAAGCCAGUAGGCUAAAUUGAAUGGUCACAGUCGUCACAUCUGGCAUAAAAAAAUGUCAUUUAUUAUAUUCUUUACAAACAUAGUCUAUUUUA
This is a messenger RNA of Etheostoma cragini (Arkansas darter), 1235 nucleotides long. It is a transcript of the gene creg2, whose product is annotated as cellular repressor of E1A-stimulated genes 2. The transcript is spliced from 4 exons. Bases 62 to 904 code for a protein of 280 amino acids. The record is from RefSeq and is a predicted model, not a curated record. Lineage: Eukaryota; Metazoa; Chordata; Actinopteri; Perciformes; Percidae.